GUUUUUUUAUUUGUUCUUUCUAAUUAUUAGUAUUAACCCCUAAAUUUAGACUUCAAUCAAUUAUUAUUAUUAUUAUUAUUUUUUUUUGCUUAUAACCUUAUUUUAGUUGCAGAGUAAAGAGGGUUUUUAGGGUUUUUUUAAAGCUUUCUUUUAUAUUCGUUCGUCCCUUCUUCUCCCUCCAAUCUCCAUUGUUGUUACCUUCUGAAAAAACCUCCGAGUUGUGGAAACCGCUACCCCGCUGCGAUGGAUAGGUACCAAAAGGUGGAGAAACCUCGGCCGGAGUUGCCCAUUAACGAGAAUGAGAUUCGUAUUACUUCCCAAGGUUUGGUCCGCAACUACAUCAGCUAUGCCACCAGUCUUCUUCAGGAUAGACGUGGAAAAGAGAUUGUCCUGAAGGCAAUGGGGCAGGCAAUCAGUAAGACUGUGGCAAUUGCUGAGAUCAUCAAGAGAAGAAAUCCUAGAUUGCACCAAGACACUGCCAUCAGUUCUGUGAGCAUCACUGAUACAUGGGAACCUAUUGAAGAAGGUCUUUUGCCUGUUGAACAGACUCGACAUGUCUCCAUGAUCUCAAUCACCUUAUCAAUUAAAGAGCUGAACACAAAUUCCCCUGGUUACCAAGCUCCAGCUGCUGAGCAAUCAAAGCCCCAUUAUAAUAACAAUCAGCAGCAUCAGCAGCAGCAACAGCAGCAACAGCAGCCACAACAGCAGCCACCCAGACAGCAACGGGCGGUGUAUUCUGUUAAUAAUGAAGAUUCAUAUGUGCGAGGGCGUGGCCGUGGGAGAGGCAGGGGACGAGGUUGGAGCAGGGGUGGAUAUGUAAAUUAUCAAGAAAACGGUGGCUAUUCAAACUGGGGAGGCCGUGGUGGUGGCCGUGGUGGCAAUUAUGGUGGCAAUUAUGGUGACAAUUAUGGUUAUCGAGGUGGAUAUGCUAGAGGACGAGGAAGAGGAGGUGGCAGAGGCUAUGGUCGUGGGCGUGGUCGGAUGGGUCCUCGUCCUAGUCGGGAAGAUGGAGGGGACCAGGCAUAGAGUUACACACUGGUGUGGUGCUCUGGCUUGGAUGCUUGCCUGGGUUUUGGUUGUAGUGUGCAAAGUCUUUACAAAAGCAUGAAAUUGUGGGUUAUUUUAAUCUUUGCUGCUUUAGUGAAUGAGUUUAUUACAUGUUUUGUAUGGAAACAAGAGGGCAAGCAUUGUUCCAAAUAUUGGUGUUUUUUAAUAGCCAGUAGCCUAUUUUGAGAUUGAGUUAAUUCAUUUUGAAACCACCAGGUAUAUCUUCAUGUAUCUAGCCCAUAUUCUACAUUUUUUUGCCUUAGUUUUCUUCGCUUCGGGAAGAAUUUGUUGCCCACUGUCUUGGUUUUUCUCAUGCUUUGAGAACUUUAUUACUAUAAUCUUGGAUAGAAACGUUACCUCUGGGGUUAGCCUAAGGUAACUGGUUAGAUAGAUAGUGAGACUGGUGGAUGAUGAUGGAUUAGUCGUCUGAGGUUAUGGAGCAUAUAUGAUUUCAUCUAUGGGCCUAAACUCUUGAGCCUGUAAAGUUUUUACUGUGCUGAGUUUGGUUUGGGUUCGAUCUCCCACGGAAUAGAACAUUUGGGUUCAAAUCAUCCUCAAAUGACGAUAACCAUCUGGCUAUCUUAUUUUGAGAUUCGAGUGUAAUCCGGAAGAAGGAUAUUCCAUCCAAAUGUAGUUGUUCAAGUGCAACAAGAAGUUUUGAGAGGCCAGGAGAUAAGUUUGAUUUAGAAGACUAGUCUCGAUUGGAUAAAAGGAAAAAGUGGAAGAAAGAAGGGAUAUAUUUACUAUUUUGUUAUUUUGGAUAUGUGAAAUCAGAUUAGGAAUAGUGAUAGAAAAGUUAGUAUUGGUGUAUUCUUAACCGAACUGAUACUUUUGUUUUUGGAAAAUUAGGCAGCAAAAUUGUAAUUUCGUAAUCUUAGGCUUUUUAGCCUCCUCAAUAUAUAUAAGAACAUUUGUCCGGUUUCAC
This is a messenger RNA of Oldenlandia corymbosa var. corymbosa, 1972 nucleotides long. Lineage: Eukaryota; Viridiplantae; Streptophyta; Magnoliopsida; Gentianales; Rubiaceae. The record is from the annotation of a GenBank genome assembly.